This is a messenger RNA of Drosophila kikkawai, 3270 nucleotides long. Lineage: Eukaryota; Metazoa; Arthropoda; Insecta; Diptera; Drosophilidae. The record is from RefSeq and is a predicted model, not a curated record.
UAUUCGCGACAAUGAUUAUUUUCAACAAAUCAUAAAGAUAUUGGAACUUUAUAUUUUAUUUUUGGAGCUUGAGCAGGAAUAGUUGGAACAUCUCUAAGAAUUUUAAUUCGAGCUGAAUUAGGACAUCCCGGAGCUUUGAUUGGAGAUGAUCAAAUUUAUAAUGUUAUUGUAACAGCCCAUGCUUUUAUUAUAAUUUUUUUUAUAGUUAUACCAAUUAUAAUUGGAGGAUUUGGAAAUUGAUUAGUUCCCUUAAUAUUAGGAGCCCCUGAUAUAGCAUUUCCUCGAAUAAAUAAUAUAAGAUUUUGAUUACUUCCUCCUGCUCUUUCACUUUUAUUGGUAAGAAGAAUAGUUGAAAAUGGAGCUGGUACUGGGUGAACAGUAUAUCCACCUUUAUCUUCAGGAAUUGCUCAUGGAGGAGCUUCUGUAGAUUUAGCAAUUUUUUCAUUACAUUUAGCUGGAAUUUCAUCAAUUUUAGGAGCUGUAAAUUUUAUUACAACAGUUAUUAAUAUACGAUCAACAGGAAUUACUUUAGAUCGAAUACCUUUAUUUGUAUGAUCAGUUGUAAUUACUGCUUUAUUACUUUUAUUAUCACUACCAGUAUUAGCAGGAGCAAUUACAAUAUUAUUAACUGAUCGUAAUUUAAAUACUUCAUUUUUUGAUCCAGCUGGAGGAGGGGACCCUAUUUUAUACCAACAUUUAUUUUGAUUUUUUGGUCAUCCUGAAGUUUAUAUUUUAAUUUUACCAGGAUUUGGAAUAAUUUCUCAUAUUAUUAGUCAAGAAUCAGGAAAAAAGGAAACUUUUGGAUCUUUAGGAAUAAUUUAUGCAAUACUUGCUAUUGGAUUAUUAGGAUUUAUUGUAUGAGCCCAUCAUAUAUUUACAGUAGGAAUAGAUGUAGAUACACGAGCUUAUUUUACAUCAGCAACAAUAAUUAUUGCUGUACCUACUGGAAUUAAAAUUUUUAGAUGAUUAGCAACUCUUCAUGGAACUCAAUUAUCUUAUUCACCAGCUAUUUUAUGAGCUUUAGGAUUUGUUUUUUUAUUUACUGUUGGAGGAUUGACAGGAGUAGUUUUAGCUAAUUCAUCUGUUGAUAUUAUUCUUCAUGAUACUUACUAUGUUGUAGCUCAUUUUCAUUAUGUUUUAUCUAUAGGAGCAGUAUUUGCUAUUAUAGCUGGAUUUAUCCACUGAUAUCCAUUAUUUACUGGAUUAACAUUAAACUCUAAAUGAUUAAAAAGUCAAUUUAUUAUUAUAUUUAUUGGAGUAAAUUUAACAUUUUUUCCUCAACAUUUUUUAGGAUUAGCUGGUAUACCUCGACGUUAUUCAGAUUAUCCAGAUGCUUACACAACUUGAAAUGUUGUGUCAACUAUUGGAUCUACAAUUUCUUUAUUAGGUAUUUUAUUUUUUUUCUAUAUUAUUUGAGAAAGUUUAGUAUCACAACGACAAGUAAUUUAUCCAAUUCAAUUAAAUUCUUCAAUUGAAUGAUAUCAAAACACUCCACCAGCUGAACAUAGUUAUUCUGAAUUACCACUUUUAACUAAUUAAUUUCUAAUAUGGCAGAUUAGUGCAAUGGAUUUAAGCUCCAUAUAUAAAGUAUUUUACUUUUAUUAGAAAAUUAAUGUCUACAUGAGCUAAUUUAGGUUUACAAGAUAGAGCUUCUCCUUUAAUAGAACAAUUAAUUUUUUUUUCACGAUCAUGCAUUAUUAAUUUUAGUAAUAAUUACAGUUUUAGUAGGAUACUUAAUAUUUAUACUAUUUUUUAAUAACUAUGUAAAUCGAUUUCUUUUACAUGGACAACUUAUUGAAAUAAUUUGAACAAUUUUACCAGCUAUUAUUUUAUUAUUUAUUGCUUUACCUUCUUUACGAUUAUUAUAUUUAUUAGAUGAAAUUAAUGAACCGUCAGUAACUUUAAAAAGAAUUGGUCAUCAAUGAUAUUGAAGUUAUGAAUAUUCAGAUUUUAAUAAUAUUGAAUUUGACUCUUAUAUAAUCCCUACAAAUGAAUUAUCAACAGAUGGAUUUCGACUUUUAGAUGUUGAUAAUCGAAUUGUAUUGCCUAUAAAUUCUCAAAUUCGAAUUUUAGUAACAGCUGCUGAUGUUAUUCAUUCAUGAACAAUUCCUGCUUUAGGUGUUAAAGUAGAUGGAACUCCUGGUCGUUUAAAUCAAACAAAUUUUUUUAUUAAUCGUCCAGGAUUAUUUUAUGGACAAUGUUCAGAAAUUUGUGGAGCUAAUCAUAGUUUUAUACCAAUUGUAAUUGAAAGAGUUCCUGUAAAUUAUUUUAUUAAAUGAAUUUCUAGAAAUAAUUCUUCAUUAGAUGACUGAAAGCAAGUACUGGUCUCUUAAACCACACUAUAGUAAAUUAGCACUUACUUCUAAUGGAAAAAAAAAUUAGUUAAACUUAUAACAUUAGUAUGUCAAACUAAAAUUAUUAAAAUAUUAAUAUUUUUUAAUUCCACAAAUAGCCCCUAUUAGAUGAUUAUUAUUAUUUAUUAUUUUUUUCUAUUACAUUUAUUUUAUUCUGUUCAAUUAAUUAUUAUUCUUAUAUACCUUCUUCACCUAAAUCUAAUGAAUUAAAAAAUAUUAAUUUAAAUUCAAUAAAUUGAAAAUGAUAACAAAUUUAUUUUCUGUUUUUGACCCCUCAGCAAUUUUCAAUUUAUCAUUAAAUUGAUUAAGAACAUUUUUAGGACUUUUAAUAAUUCCAUCAAUUUAUUGAUUAAUGCCUUCUCGUUAUAAUAUUUUUUGAAAUUCUAUUUUAUUAACUCUUCAUAAAGAAUUUAAAACUUUAUUAGGUCCUUCAGGACAUAAUGGAUCUACUUUUAUUUUUAUUUCAUUAUUUUCAUUAAUUUUAUUUAAUAAUUUUAUAGGAUUAUUUCCAUAUAUUUUUACAAGAACAAGUCAUUUAACUUUAACAUUAUCAUUAGCAUUACCACUAUGAUUAUGUUUUAUAUUAUAUGGAUGAAUCAAUCAUACACAACAUAUAUUCGCUCAUUUAGUACCUCAAGGAACACCUGCUAUUUUAAUACCUUUUAUAGUAUGUAUUGAAACAAUUAGAAAUAUUAUUCGACCAGGAACUUUAGCUGUUCGAUUAACAGCUAAUAUAAUUGCAGGACAUUUAUUAUUGACAUUAUUAGGUAAUACAGGACCAUCAAUAUCAUAUAUAUUAGUAACAUUUUUAUUGGUUGGACAAAUUGCUUUAUUAGUUCUUGAAUCUGCUGUAGCUAUAAUUCAAUCUUAUGUAUUUGCAGUAUUAAGAACAUUAUAUUCUAGAGAAGUAAAUUAA